AUGCAGCCACAGAAUCUAACAAGUACCUUAGAAUUCCUUCUCCUGGGACUUUCUGAGGAUCCAGAAUUGCAGCCCCUCGUCUUUGGGCUGUUCCUGUCCAUGUACCUGAUCACUGUGGCUGGAAACCUGCUCAUCAUCCUGACCAUCAGCACUGACCCCCACCUCCACACACCAAUGUAUUUCUUCCUCUCAAACCUGUCUUUGGCUGACAUUGGUUUCAUCUCCACCACAAUCCCAAAGAUGCUGGUGAACAUACAGACACAGAGCAAAUCCAUCACUUAUGUAGGCUGCCUGACACAAGUGUCUUCUUUUUAUCUCUUUGGAUGUCUGGACAGUCUGUUCCUCACUGUGAUGGCCUAUGACCGACUUGUGGCCAUCUGCUACCCUCUGCACUACACAGUCAUCAUGAACUCCCGCCUCUGUGGCUUGCUAGUUUUGGUGUCUAUUUUUUUUAGCCUUUUGGAUGCCCAGUUGCAGAUUUUAUUGGUGUCACAGAUUACCAUCUGCACAGAUGUGGAAAUCCCUAGUUUCUUUUGUGACCCUCCUCAACUCCUUAAUCUCGCUUGUUCUGACACUUCCACCGAUAUCAUAUUGGUAUAUUGUAUUUGUAUUCUCUUUGGUGGUAUUCCAGUCUCAGUGAUACUAUUCUCCUAUGUGCGAAUUGUUUCCUCCAUUCUCAGAGUCUCAUCUUCAGGUGGGAAGUAUAAAGCCUUUUCUACCUGUGGUUCUCAUCUCUCAGUUGUUUGCUUAUUUUAUGGAACUGGGCUUGGAGUGUACCUCAGUUCAGCUCUCGCUUCUGCUACAAGGAAGGGUGUGGUGGCCUCAGUGCUGUACACUGUGGUCACUCCCAUGAUGAACCCCUUCAUCUACAGCCUGAGGAACAGGGACAUAAAGAGAGCCCUGUGGAGGUUCCUCAACAGAGCAGCCAAAUGUCAGCAUUGGUGUCUCUGCUUCAUGGAACCACAGAAUAUAACACAUGCUUCUGAAUUCCUCCUCCUGGGCUUCUCAGAUGAUCCAGAAUUUCAGCCACUUCUCUUUGGAAUGUUCUUGUCCAUGUACCUGGUCACCAUGAUUGGGAACAUGGUCAUUAUCCUGGUCAUAAGCUCUGACAACCACCUCCACACUCCCAUGUACUUCUUCCUUUCCAACCUGUCCUUGGCUGACGUUGUUUUCACCUCCACCACCGUGCCAAAGAUGCUUAAUGACAUCCAAACACAUCACAAAAUCAUCUCAGAUGUAAACUGCCUCAUUCAGUUGUCUUUCUUCAUUUUGUUUGGAUGUAUGGACAGUCUGCUUCUUACUGCAAUGGCCUAUGACCGGUAUGUGGCCAUUUGUCACCCUCUGCACUACCCAGUCACCAUGAGCUCCCGCCUUUGUGGUCUUCUGGUUUUGCUAUCUUUUUUCAUUAGCUUUUUGGACUCCCAGCUGCACUGUUUGAUGGUGUCACAACUUAAAUUCUGCACAGAUGUGGAAAUCCCUAGUUUCUUCUGUGAUCCGACACAACUCUUCAUCCUUGCCUGUUCUGAUUCCUCGACCAGUACCAUAUUACUGUAUUGUAUUGGAGCUUUCUUUGGUGGUGUUCCAGUCUCAUGGAUCAUGUUCUCUUAUACGCGAAUUGUUUCCUCCAUUCUGAGAGUCCCAUCAUCAGGUGGGAAGUAUAAAGCCUUUUCCACUUGUGGCUCUCAUUUGUCAGCUAUUUGCUUAUUUUAUGGAACUUCUCUUGGAGUGUACUUCAGUUCAGUUCUCUCACCUUCUCUCAGGAGUGGUGCAGUGGCUUCAGUGACGUACACUAUUUUCACUCCCAUGCUGAAUCCCUUUAUCUACAGCUUGAGAAACAGGGAUAUCAAGAGGGCACUGCAGAGACUUCUCAGUAAAACAAUCUGUUUUUAA
Orycteropus afer afer is the source of this 1890-nucleotide messenger RNA. RefSeq names its product olfactory receptor 18-like. Lineage: Eukaryota; Metazoa; Chordata; Mammalia; Tubulidentata; Orycteropodidae. Gene Ontology annotation, molecular function: olfactory receptor activity; G protein-coupled receptor activity. Gene Ontology annotation, biological process: G protein-coupled receptor signaling pathway. The record is from RefSeq and is a predicted model, not a curated record. Gene Ontology annotation, cellular component: membrane.